AAUUAUGAGUCCAUAUUUACUAAGUUUUGUAACAAUCCCUAAUCUAAAAAAAAAAAAAAGAAAAAAGAAAAAGGGGCACAUCAAUGCUUAACGACCCGUAAUUUCGACCCGACCCGACCCGACCCGACCCGACAACGCAAUACCCUAAACCCUUCACCCGCUACACUGGCAAUGUCUUCUUCAUCACUUCCCUCUUUACCUCAUUUCAGUCCGAUCAAAAAAUGAAUACCAAAACGCCGUUGUUUUGGACCCGAAUACUCCGUAAUCAGCUCCGUUUCAUCACCACCAAACCACCACCACCACGUCCGCCGUAUUCCGCUGCCGGAACCGCCGGAGCAACAAAGUUACCCAAUUUCCGACACCCUUUUCCGCCGCAUUCAACCCCAACCCCUCGGUUCUUCUCAACUGCGUUCUCCAAUCGGGCGCCGUCGGCGGAAAGAAUAAUUCAAGAAUUGUUAUUCGAGGUAGAAAAGGAUAAACAAAGGGAAAGGGAAGAAAGAAAGAAGAAAGGAUUGGGUACAAGUGAUAUUGAUGAUGAGGAAAAUGAGGAUUCAAUGGGUGUUGGACCAUUAAUUGAGAAACUUGAGAAGAAGAAACUGAAAGAGGAGAAGUUUAGUUACUUUGAUGAGCCUACGGAUUCGGAUUCGGAUGAUGAUGAUGAGAGAUGGACUCCUGAUGCUAUUAAUAAAAGAUGGGAAGUUUUUGAUAAGAAGUUUAAAAGACAUGAAGAGCUUCUUAAGAACUUCACUGAUGCAGAAACACUUGAUGAUGCAUACAAAUGGAUGAACAGAAUUGACAAGUUUGAGCAAAAGCAUUUCCGGCUGAGACCGGAGUAUCGGGUGAUUGGGGAGCUCAUGAACCGCCUUAAAGUGUCUGAGGGUAAGGAAAAAUUUCUUCUGCAGCAGAAGUUGAAUAGGGCCAUGCGAAUGGUGCAGCGGAAGGAAGCUUAUGAUCCCAAUGACCCAGAGAAUUAUGGAAUCAUUCAACAUGAGCAGGUGGGACCCUCCGUAGAUCUUUUAGAACAUGCUGGAUUUGAAAAGGAAAAGGAGAUGAUUCAAGGAGGAGAUGACGAUGACGACAUGGAGUUUGAUGACAUGAAAGAGAAGGAUGAUAUAUUGUUAGAGAAGCUCAAUGCCAUUGACAGGAAACUUGAAGAAAAACUGGCUGAAUUAGACCACACCUUUGGGAAAAAGGGUAAGCUUUUAGAAGAAGAAAUCAGAGAUCUUGCUGAAGAGAGGAACUCGUUGACAGAGAAGAAAAGAAGACCUAUGUACAGAAAAGGUUUUGAUGUGAAACUCAUUGAUGUCAAUAGGACAUGUAAGGUUACUAAGGGGGGACAAGUUGUCAAGUAUACUGCUUUGUUGGCUUGCGGGAACUAUCAUGGAGUCGUUGGUUUUGCAAAAGCAAAAGGUCCAGCUAUUCCCAUUGCCCUGCAAAAGGCAUAUGAGAAAUGCUUCCAGAACCUACAUUAUGUUGAACGACAUGAGGAGCAUACAAUUUCACAUGCAGUUCAAACAAACUACAAAAAGACCAAGGUAUAUCUGUGGCCUGCUCCUACUCAAACAGGGAUGAAAGCAGGUAGAACUGUCCAAACAAUCUUGCAUUUAGCCGGUUUUAGGAAUGUGAAAUCGAAGGUGGUUGGCUCAAGGAACCCACAUAACACAGUUAAGGCUCUUUUCAAAGCUCUAAAUGCGAUUGAGACACCCAAGGAUGUUGAAGAAAAGUUUGGUCGAACUGUUGUCGAGUCAUACUUAUUGUAAUAGGCAUCCUCAACAUUUCGGUGGUGUUUCUUGGCACCUUUUUCAUUUCGCAGAGCAUAAACCCAGAUGUCGAAGACACAAGGGCAUUAAUGGACGAUUGCCUGUAUUUUUCAUAAGCCAGUUAACUUAUUUCUACCUUUCCCUUUGGUUUGUUGUAGUGUUACAAAUUAGAUUAUAAUUGCUAACAGAGCAUAUUAGGAUUAUAAUUGCUAGCAGAGCAUAUUAGGAUUUUUUUUUCCCUCCAAUUUCAGUCUCAGUUACUCCACACGAUUGAAUAGCCAAUUCUCCUUCAAAUUUCAAUCCGUCUAUUCGAUUGUUUUCCAA
Messenger RNA from Capsicum annuum, 2084 nucleotides. RefSeq lists its product as uncharacterized. Gene Ontology annotation, molecular function: structural constituent of ribosome; RNA binding. The transcript has 9 exons. The coding region runs from base 222 to 1760 and encodes 512 amino acids. Gene Ontology annotation, biological process: translation. Gene Ontology annotation, cellular component: mitochondrial small ribosomal subunit; ribosome. NCBI's taxonomy places the organism in Eukaryota, Viridiplantae, Streptophyta, Magnoliopsida, Solanales, Solanaceae. The record is from RefSeq and is a predicted model, not a curated record.